Messenger RNA from Bactrocera oleae (olive fruit fly), 1072 nucleotides. The record is from RefSeq and is a predicted model, not a curated record. NCBI's taxonomy places the organism in Eukaryota, Metazoa, Arthropoda, Insecta, Diptera, Tephritidae.
CAGUCAAUUCAUCAAUCCAUGUACAAUGAUGACAGUUAUAACCGCAUAGGAGAAGUAACAGUGGUUCCACGCAUUUAAUAAAGACCAUCAAAAUUGGGAAUCCUACCUGGAACAACUUUCUCAACAUUUUUUUGCCUAUUCGGUAAGCAGUCCUGACAAGCAAAACUCGUUUUUCCCAUCAUGGGCCGGUAUGGAAUUGUUCGAACUUUUAAAAAAUUUGUUCCAGGUUGAAACCCUGCAAUCGCAAACAUACAUCCAGUUGACAGACAAAUUAACGGAACAUUUCCAGUCGAAACGUCAAGUAGCUGCAGCACGUUAUGAAUUUUUAAACGAGAAAUGAAGCAUACGCAAACGCACCGUGAUUAGGUUGCAGAACUACGUGCAAUUGCAAGGGAGUGUAAAUUUAAUUGUUCCGCUACAAACUGUUCAGCAAACUUUGUAAAUGAAAUGAUUCGCGAUCAAAUCGUACUUAACACCCCAUACGAUCAAGUCCGCACAGCCGCUUUUCAAAAAUUACAACCGUCACUAGAAGAUAUGCUCUUAAUAACUGAAACAUAUGAAACAACAGCAAAAAUAGUAGUAACCAUCAAAGAGAAUACGAGUUCAUCCACGAUGCAGGUGAACACAAUGCAGACACGUAAAUAUUGGAAGAAAACAAGUAAAAACCAAAUUAAAAGAGAACAGAACGUAAAUGAAAACGCAACGAAACAAGUGAAACUGAAGUCCUGUACAGAUUGUGGCUUUUCGCAAAAUAGAGAGCAGUGUAGAUUUCGUAAAGCGAAUUGUAAUAAAUGUGCCAAAAAGGGACACAUUGCUGCAGUUUGUAUGUCAAAUCAGAGCAGAAGUGUUAGUAAAAGCACAACUAUUCCAAAGCAAAACUGGAAUCAAAACAAACAAGAAAAUUAACAACAUAUUGGUACAUUGGAUGCAGUAAACAUUGUAACGGACAUAGUAAAAGUUGAAACAAAUACAAAGUAAUACAAUUUCAGUUAGAUUCGGGCGCAAUCGUUUCAAUAAUCAAUUUACAAACGUAUAAUAAAUAUAUUGAAUAGACCGAAAUUAGUAAAGUGUA